AUGAAACUGUUAAGAGGUAAAGAGGUGGUGUCCACACAGUCUGGCAACUCAGUGCAGGAGGAUCCUGUCGAGGGACCUCUCCCUGGGUGUUACUGGCCCCCUGCUGAGCACACUUCCUCCGAGGCAGUGCACCGCGACCAGCUCUGGGUAGGCCAAGAACGGCUUGUGGUGAAGGUGGCACGAUGCUUUACAGCUCCUCCUGCCUGGACUUCGCCACCAUCCUCUGUUCUCAGCGUGCCUCAAUUGCGUUAUGCUGCCAGGGUGGGAACCAGUAGUUACGUUACUGUACUGGUUACAAGUUCUCCUCUGCUUCCUUUGCAUCGUACUCUUCGUAUCCUGGGUGGCUCUGUGGCUCCUCCUCACUCUGUCUCGUACAUCGUGUCCCUCCAGACCUCCCUUCAGCAGCACUUCUGUGGAGGGGUGCUCAUUCAUGAAUCCUGGGUGCUCACAGCAGCUCACUGCAACAUCGGGCUGGGGAACAUGCAGGUGGUUGCUGGGGAGACGGUGCUGGGUGAGCCUGAGGGGACGGGGUGGCGUGUCUCUGCUGCGAGACUGGAGCCACACCCACUCUACAACAAUGUAACCAAUGACAACGACAUCAUGCUUAUCAAGCUCUCCUGGCCCCUGGUUCAGAGUGAGGCUGUGUCGCUGGUGCCUCUCCCCAAACAAGGCUCCGUCCCGGAGAAGGGCCAGUGGUGUAAGGUAUCUGGCUGGGGCUCCACAUCUUCAGACUCAAAGCAGAAGAACUCUCCUGCCCUCCGCACUGUCUGGGUCUCUGUGGUCUCCUCCGAGCGCUGUAAUAGCAGCCGCUCUUUCAACGGGACCAUCACCCAGAACAUGAUCUGUGCAGGCUCCACGGGGAAAGACUCAUGCCAGGGUGACUCAGGUGGGCCCCUGGUGUGCAGGUCUCAGGUCUUCGGUCUGGUUUCAUGGGGGCGUUCCUGUGGGAAGGACGGGUUUCCAGGAGUCUACACCUCAGUUUCCAGGUACAGAAACUGGAUCGAACACACCAUCUCAACCUCCCACUGCACUGGACCAUCGCACAAAUGAAGCCCAACCAGUAUUCAACUUUAAAGUAUUCAACAUUAUAACUUUUAUCCAUGUUAUAAUGUCCUUACUGCAUUAAAAACAGACCUGAAAUUAUGUUUUGUUUCAUUCACACAUUUGAGUAAUACUUUUAUUAGUCUGUCUGUAUCUCCAAAGCAGUAGUUUUCAAGUUCAGAUACCUUUUACUUUUAGUUCAGUAGAGAUUGGUAAUUCCACAGGCCUGAAAUGAUCAAAAUAAAGCUAGUGAAGAUGUAUGGAUUUUAAAAACACAGUGAAGCACUUCCUGUAUUACUACAUGACAUCACGAGGUGCAACAAAAGUGGAAUACAAAAUACAAAUCCAGGUUUUGUUUGUGAUGAGGAAACAAUAUUAUAACAAAGAUCAGAAAACAGUGUAAUAUGGGCCCUUUAAGCUUGUACUAUCACCUUGCUGGUAGAGGAUCCACAACACCUUCUUGUCUUCAUGGAGAUGUCAUUGUUUUUCCUUGAAUGUUCCACAGUAUGGCAUUAAAUUCACCUAUCCAUAAUAUCUUUUAAAUGGGAAAAAGUUUUCAAAAUGUUGCAUAUAUGAGAGGAAGCUGAAACCCAUGAAAAUUACAUGAGAUGAAUGAUGAGAAAUGGAGUGUGUUGCCAUAGCGAUUAACAAUAAAAAAAAAAAUUAUCUCUUUUGAAUUUGAAAAGGUCCUCAGAAUGUAUGCACACAUGCAUUCUCACUUUGAGCGGGUUCACCUCUAUAACUUAACACGUACAGCAGUGUUUCCCAGCCUUUUUUUCUGGAGAUUCAUAUUUUAAAAGACACAAACCUUCGCGACCUAAGUCAAUAGACAUUAUUUGUAAAUCAAAUAAAAGUGGAUUUGAGUAUUACUGAACAUUAAUGAGGACAUUUUAUUGUUGACUGAGUGAUCGUGUCUCUGAUCAAUUAUUAUUACUCAAGUUUGAAACAAUGAAAAACAGUCACUGAAGCAGCAAUAAAAGGAUCUAUAAGUUGCCUAUUUGGACAUUAAAUGUAGCCCAUUUCUUUUUCUUUUCAUUCAGUUGAAUCAGCAAUACUGGAACAAAAUAGUCAAUAAAACAGUUGCUGUAUUUUUCGGACUAUAAGGGACACUGGAUUACAAGGCGCAAUAUCAAUAAAGUUGAAUUCUCUUGUCUAGUUUCAUACAUCAAUGCACCGGAUUAUAAGGCACUUUAAGUGGAUGACACUUGAGACUGAUCCUUGCCUCCCUGUCUUGGUGAAUCUGUAUUAUAAAUGUGAAUGUA
Boleophthalmus pectinirostris (great blue-spotted mudskipper) is the source of this 2303-nucleotide messenger RNA. Its product is annotated as trypsin-like. Gene Ontology annotation, molecular function: serine-type endopeptidase activity. NCBI's taxonomy places the organism in Eukaryota, Metazoa, Chordata, Actinopteri, Gobiiformes, Gobiidae. Bases 1 to 1050 code for a protein of 349 amino acids. The record is from RefSeq and is a predicted model, not a curated record. The transcript is spliced from 5 exons. Gene Ontology annotation, biological process: proteolysis.